UGAACCCAUUAUCUCCAGUCAUAUGGCUGCUUGCAACUCUGACUGUUGCGCCAAGGCUUUCUUGAGUUUUGAAAACCUAACUUUUCUUUUUGGUCAUCAUGUUGUACAGACCAUCCAUAAGAGGAGGGUGGCUAUGGCAAAGGCACAAGGCAAUGUUUCUGGGGCUAUUGAAUGGCUUAAUAAAUAUCUGGAAAUGUAGAACAUCUGUUUUUUUUUUUUGUUCUGAAAUUGAAGAUAAAAGGAAAAUAUCGCGUAUGCGUAUAACUUACAUCUGUCAGAAGAACAUAUAUCUGAACUAUUUGUCUCGCUUUCAUAGAUUCAUGGCAGAUCAUGAUGCAUGGAGAGAACUGGCUGAAGUAUACUUAUCCCUGCAAAUGUAUAAACAAGCAGCAUUUUGCUACGAGGAAGUGAUAUUAGCUCAACCAACUGUUCCACUCUAUCACUUAGCCUAUGCUGAUGUACUUUAUAUUCUUGGUGGAUUAGAAAAUGUCCAAACUGCCAAGAAAUACUAUGCAUCCACCAUUGACUUAACCGGAGGCAAGAAUACCAGAGCACUCUUUGGUAUAUGUUUGUGUACUUCUGCUAUUGCGCAGCUUACAAAAGGAAAGAACAAGGAAGAUAAAGAAGGAUCACAGUUACAAUCUCUAGCGGCCAAAGCCUUGGAGAAGGAUUACAAGCAGGGAGCACCUGACAUGCUUCCUCAACUUACCACUGCUUUGAAGAGUUUAACAGUGUCGUCAUAAUGCAGAAUUAGUUAAAUAUUGUUGUUAUUUAACAAACU
This is a messenger RNA of Vicia villosa (hairy vetch), 781 nucleotides long. RefSeq lists its product as uncharacterized. The transcript has 4 exons. Bases 99 to 743 code for a protein of 214 amino acids. Gene Ontology annotation, cellular component: EMC complex. NCBI's taxonomy places the organism in Eukaryota, Viridiplantae, Streptophyta, Magnoliopsida, Fabales, Fabaceae. Gene Ontology annotation, molecular function: protein binding. The record is from RefSeq and is a predicted model, not a curated record. Gene Ontology annotation, biological process: protein folding in endoplasmic reticulum.